Messenger RNA from Eremothecium sinecaudum, 1386 nucleotides. RefSeq names its product Mdm10p (gene MDM10). Gene Ontology annotation, biological process: mitochondrial outer membrane translocase complex assembly; establishment of mitochondrion localization; protein insertion into mitochondrial outer membrane. The transcript has a single exon. The record is from RefSeq and is a predicted model, not a curated record. Lineage: Eukaryota; Fungi; Ascomycota; Saccharomycetes; Saccharomycetales; Saccharomycetaceae. Gene Ontology annotation, cellular component: SAM complex; ERMES complex. Bases 1 to 1386 code for a protein of 461 amino acids.
AUGAUUGAAUAUAUGGAGUAUAUUGUUCGCCAAUUUGAAAGGUCUACUGGUUGGAAUCGCGACAAUAGUUACGAGAAUAUUACUGCGACGAGUGAUAAUGUGCUGCAAUUGCAAAUACCGUCUUCCUUCAAUUUGCAGGUAUCAAACCAAUCUACGCCUUAUACAUUUACUACUUUUGAACUAUCAAAUCAUAAGGUUAUAAAUGGAUCAUUAUCGUACUUAUACACUGAUUGUAACGAUAUGAAACAGUUAGUACAGGCGUCGACAGAUAUUCGGUUACAUACAAUGGUCGAUACGUUUCGUUUUAUCAAGCCUUAUUGUGGAAUUGACAGGCGCGCUGCUUUAGAAGCUGCGAAAGGGGAUGAAUUUGUGAAGCACACGUUAUUGUACGGGCGUAUGUACUAUCCUGGAUCAAUCUUAGAGGCCAUGUAUUGCAGGCGUCUGACUCAGCAUAUGCAGUUAGUGCUGAAAGGUCUUUCUUGGGUUAAUCAACCUAGUUUUGUUACAGUGUAUUUACAGAGGGAUACCGGUUCUACUAGUCAGGAGCUAAUAUAUUCCAGUAAUGAAUCGCUUUUGGGUUACAGAUUCCUUCACAACUGUCUAUCAAGCAAAUCAAAACUUUACAAUUCGAUUUACAAUGAUUCUCUGCUUUCUUUUGGGGCAGAAUUUUGGUUAGGAAUUGCUAACAUGCUUCCUGGAUGUUCUACGACGCUACGCUAUUUUACACAUGCCACCAACACCUGUAAGCCGAUUACUUUAACACUCUCUUUUAAUCCACUAUUUGGGCACAUAUCUUCAACCUAUUCGGUUAAGCCAACAUUGGGUUCAACACUAAGUGCAAAAUAUGACUUUAACGUCUAUUCUAUUGAAUCCGACCUAACUUUUGGGUGUGAGUUGUGGAAGAGCUCUUCAGCAUUAAAGCUUUCUGAAAAUCUAGAUCUUACUGCAGCUAAUAGGGUUGAUGCCACCAGUGCAAAGACUGGCAGCGCAACAGGUAAGGAAAUUGCUCGAGCAGAAACGAGAAACACUAAAAGCCAGAAUAUUGCAACGGUGAACAAUGGAAACUUUUUGGAUAAAAUGAACGCUACAAUUUCAUUUUUGGAUAGUGUUCAUAAUGUAAAAUCACCAAUAGAAGAGUUUGCGAAAAUGAUUAAUAAUACCCAAUUUACGAGUGUAUUAAAAUGCAGUAGCAGCAUAAACAAUAAAAACUUAAAAAUACUCUGGGAAGGGAAAUAUAAAGAAAUACUCAUAUCAGCUGGAGCUGAGUUAACUAACCUCCCAUUAGAUGCACCUAAAACACUAAGUGAUGAUAAUAGUGGCGCAUUGGCAAGGCCGGUAUGGCUACGUCCUGCAAAAUUUGGCGUUAUGUUACAAUAUUCCACAUAA